AUGGCUUGGAAUGCAGAAUUUGAGGUUGUGCAACAGCAAUUUUGGUAUGAAAGAUGUGGUUCACCCGGGGAUAUCUGGUGUUACACAGUGCACUACUUAGGGUCAACCAGUGGAAAACAGCUCACCGACUUGCCUCUCUAUAUUUAUGCUCUGUCAUCAGGGCAAGGUAAAUGUGGCAUUGCGGUACUUAGAGUGACAGGCAAGAGGGCUGCAGAUGUUUUUACAAGCAUGACAGUGCCAGCCUCACUCCCAUCGCCCCGCGUAGCUACGCUCAGGAGAAUUGUUCAUCCUGUUACUGGUGAGAGCCUGGAUCGAGGAUUAGUGCUCUGGUUUCCUGGUCCACACAGCUUCACAGGAGAGGACAGCUGUGAGCUACAUGUACAUGGAGGUCCAGCUGUCAUUGCUGCUGUUUUAUCUGCACUCAGUAUUCUCCCAGGGUACAAACUAGCACAGGCUGGCGACUUCACAAAAAGAGCAUUUUAUCAUGGCAAGCUGGAUUUGACUUCAGUGGAGGGGCUUGGAGAUCUCAUACAUGCAGAAACUGAAGCCCAGCGCAAGCUGGCACUCCGUCAGAUGGAAGGUGUACUAGCUCAGCUCUACAAUCGUUGGAGACAAACACUCUUGCAGUGCAGAGCUGGCCUCGAAGCUUAUAUUGAUUUUAGUGAAGAUGAAAACAUAUCAGAGGGUAUAUUGGCAGACAUUGAAGUCAAAAUUUGUAAACUUAUCCAAGAACUGAAAUGUCAUCUGGGAGAUGAUCGGCGUGGAGAGAGGCUAAGAAGUGGCCUGCAACUAACCAUCCUUGGUAGACCCAACGUAGGCAAGAGCAGCUUCUUGAAUAUUCUCACGCAAAGACCAGCAGCCAUUGUUUCUCCUAUUCCAGGUACAACACGAGAUGUGGUUGAAUCUUCGCUGGAUCUUGGUGGCUACCCAGUUAUCAUCAGUGAUACAGCAGGUCUUCGACAAACAGAAGACAUAAUCGAGGUAGAGGGGGUAAAGAGAGCACAAGCAAGAGCCCGUCAUGCUGACGCAGCUGUGAUUAUUCUUGAAGCACUAGAGGUUUUACAGCUUGUUAAGAAAAAAGACUUUGACUGGAACACAUUUCUGAGUAACUAUUUUAAAGAACUGGGGAUUUAUGAGUGUGAAAACAGUAAUAGCAGGGAUAAUUUUCCUGCAGGUAUAUCAUUACAGUGGAUACAAAAUAAAAAUUAUCUUACAUUGAUUAAUAAAGUAGACUUAAUUGAAUGUGCAAAGGACAGGAAUUUGCUUGCUAGUGUCUUGAAAGAUUCUUGCAUUUUGCUCUCUGUUAAAACCCAAGAAGGGUUUACAAAUGUACUUCAGAAGUUAAAACAUCUUUGUGCCUCUAUGUGUGAAGUAGGAACAGCAGAAAACCCUACAUUAACUUCAGCAAGACACAGAGCACACAUUUCAGCUUGCCUAGAAGCUCUUACAUUUAUAAGUUCAGGGAAUAAAGUUACAGGAGCUAAGGAAAUGCUCGAACACAGCGUAUCAGAAAAUAAUCAGAAAGCAUCAUAUGGGUAUCAUCAGUCAUCACUUUCAUUUAAUGGUAUGAAUGUUGUUAAGGGCUCUAACAGUGACAUAACUCAAGAAUCUUCACUUGAACUAAUAGAUAAAGUGUGUGGUAACUUGCUACACUCAGAAGAUACAAUAGUAGUGGCUGCUCAUUAUCUUCAUCAAGCAGCCACUAGCCUCGGUUAUGUCACAGGAAGCAUCACCACUGAUGAUGUCCUUGAUCAUAUUUUCUCUGCUUUCUGUAUUGGAAAAUAGGAUAAUAAUUAUUAUAAUCAGAAAGAAGGCUAAACCUAACAAAAAAAUAGGAUAAUUUUUUUUUUAUACACGCACAGAGGUGCCCAGUUUCACUGUGCAUUAUUAUAAUAAAAAAAGAAGCGCUAAACCACAAGGGCUAUACAGCGCUGCAGGGCAGGAAGGAAGCGGGGGUACCAGGUGGCAAAAGGGAGAGGGAUAAUUAGUAGGUUCACUGUGCAAGUUGUCAGAUUCCAAUUUCAGUUUGCCAUAUUCUCUUGGACUGUUCAGGCUAUCAGUGAGCACACAAUUUAUCUUUGACAUUGUCACUGCUCUAACACCCUUACUUUAUCUUCCCUCCUUGCUGAUGACCCCACCUUUGACACUCCCUCUUCAACCUUUUGACAGCAACAGAUUUAUUACACAACCUUUGAUUAUGCUUCACUGACCUUACACCCUCUACCCUGCAGCACUGUAUGACUGGUGGUUUAACAAUUAGUUUUGAUUAUAAUAAUAAUAAUAAUAGAGUGGUGAAGCAAUGUAAAAAGAGAGCAAAUGAGAGAGUGGGUGAGAUAUCAACAAAUUUUGUUGAAAAUAAGAAAAAGUUUUGGAGUGAGAUUAACAAGUUAAGAAAGCCUAGAGAACAAAUGGAUUUGUCAAUUAAAAAUAGGAGAGGAGAGUUAUUAAAUGGAGAGUUAGAGGUAUUGGGAAGAUGGAGGGAAUAUUUUGAGGAAUUGAUAAAUGUUGAUGAAGAUAGGGAAGCUGUGAUUUCAUGUAUAGGGCAAGGAGGAAUAACAUCUUGUAGGAGUGAGGAAGAGCCAGUUGUGAGUGUGGGAGAAGUUCGUGAGGCAGUAGGUAAAAUGAAAGGGGGUAAGGCAGCCGGGAUUGAUGGGAUAAAGAUUGAAAUGUUAAAAGCAGGUGGGGAUAUAGUUUUGGAGUGGUUGGUGCAAUUAUUUAAUAAAUGUAUGGAAGAGGGUAAGGUACCUUGGGAUUGGCAGAGAGCAUGCAUAGUUCCUUUGUAUAAAGGCAAAGGG
This is a messenger RNA of Cherax quadricarinatus, 2795 nucleotides long. NCBI's taxonomy places the organism in Eukaryota, Metazoa, Arthropoda, Malacostraca, Decapoda, Parastacidae. The record is from RefSeq and is a predicted model, not a curated record.